GAUUUCCCUUCGACCCUUAUUUAGAUUUCUGUUUGCUUUCUUCCUUUCCUUCUCUCUUGAUCUCACCAGCUCUAUUAUUCCCCUAGAUUUCUAAUUCCCUUGUUUUUCUCUAUUUACUCCCAAAAGAAAAACCCUAAAAAUCAAAAAUCAAAAUCCCUAAAAAUCUCAAAAUCCAAUAUGAAAGCCUUCGUUUUCUUGUUGUUCCUGGUUUUAAUCGGUCUUUCAAACUUUUCUUAGCAGUUUCUCACACAUGGCUUCAAUACCUCUUGUUCUGGGUUUUGAAUUUGAGGAGAUAUCGGAGGAGCAGAUGUCCUUCACGGUGGCUGGGCGGAUUGUUGUAGUCAAUCCAAUACAUGGCGACAAGGUGUAUUGGGUGCUAGCUAAGGCAUGGGCAAACUGUCAUGAUUUUCAGGGAGGUCUUUUACAUUGUAGGCUUUUGGUUGAUGUCACUAAACCUUCAAUGGCUGGUUUUUGGUCUCAAUCGGUUUCUAAGGGCUCUAGAUGGAUUUCACUAAAGUAUGAAAGACUCUGAUUUUUGUUAUUACCAUGGAAGGUUGGGGCAUGGUGAACUGAUCUCUAGGGAGAAAAGGUUAUGUCAGUUCUUGAUCCUAGUUAGGGCAUGUAUGGGGACUGGCUAAGAGCUAAGCAGGUUAGAGAUGAGUGUAAGAGUGCUGGAAUUAUCCAUACUACUUUUAAGUGCAAAGAUAAGGAGCUGUGCCUGACCUAUUCCCCUACUAGGGUACUGAGCAACAAAGGUAAGGGUGCACUAAGGGACUGUCAAGGGUCUGCUAUCCCAAAGUAAGCGAUUCUAUGACUCACCAAGCUCCUAGCUGCAGUCCUAGUCUUGUUCGGAAGGAACCAAAGCAUAAACUAGUUUUCAAAACCCUUCUCCUCUGAAAGUGAGCAAUUCUGAGUCUUCAGUGAAGAGGGCAAGGAUCAAGGGGCUGAUAGGGGACGAGCUGACAAGUAAUGUGCAGGCCAUUAUCCCUGUUACUACUUGUAUUGUGAAAGGAAAUGAAUCGGGUGCUGCUUACCAUCUGGAGCUUCUUGGUGAAGAGGUUGGGGGUGGCAGGAAAGGGGAAGAGGCAUGGUAGAGCCCUAACCAAACUAUACAUGCUCAAUUGAACAACAUUGUAAAGGGGUUGAGUCUGAAGAGGCCUAAGCAAGACAGCCCGUUGAGCCCUACAAUGAAGAAGCUUAAGCCUAGCCAACUUUUGAGGGAGUCAUGUGCUAUCUCUACCUAGCGCUGUGAGAGGUUCUAUUAAGGUCAGUGGCUCUAACAGCAGCUCUAGAAGAAAAAAGAGGGGUCCAAAAAUGAAGAUAGGUAACAAAUAUGAUGGUUGAUGAAGUUAGUUCAUGUUCCUGUUGCAAAUUUUGAUGGUUUUAUCUUUGGAAGGUCAAUUGAAGCUGGGUCUAGUGGUUGCCCUGAAACCACUGUUCAUCCAUGAGGUUGCUGUGGUUUGGCAACCUGGGGGUGGGGUCUUCCUAGGCUUGCUUGAUGCUAUCUUGUGGCUCAUAUUUUGACCAUAGUUAUGUUUUUUCUAUGUUUUGUGUUCAGCUUGCUGUUAGUGGAUAUUUUGUUGUUCUCGUUUUAAGAAAGGAUUGUUAGUGGUGGUGAAGAUGUAUGGUUGGAGUUGGUAGAAUGGGAUGGUCUAUUAGAGGGGAGAUGGACUGUGGAUGAGAGUUUCUCUCCACUUAAGGAUGCUGGCCCUUCUGGUAGGCUAUGCUGUUCUAUUAAACAUCAUUAAGGUCAUCAUCAAACCUUCAUCUGCUGCUCAGUGGGUGCUCCGUGACAAGGGGUAGGUGGAGACAAGUUGCCGAAGCAGUUUCUCUGGAUUAGCAGCUGUGAGUCCUUGAGCACAUCUCCACCUUUCUUCUUCUUUGCUUUGAGGAGUGGAACAAUAACCAAGCUUGUGAUAAGCUACACUGUUGGGCUUGAGCUGCUGACAUCCUUCUUGAUGUUUCCUUCCUUGCAUUUUGUUUUCAAUGGUUUUUGGUGUUUCUGUCUGUUUAAACUUUGUGUAGCCACUGCUAGUAGGAGUGGUGGCUGUGUAUAUGGAGUUUAUCUUAUUUUUCUGUAAAGACUUUUUAUUUUGUUCAUGAAUACAAUGGUUAGUUUUCC
Rubroshorea leprosula is the source of this 2122-nucleotide messenger RNA. The record is from the annotation of a GenBank genome assembly. NCBI's taxonomy places the organism in Eukaryota, Viridiplantae, Streptophyta, Magnoliopsida, Malvales, Dipterocarpaceae.